CAAAAAAAAAAAGUCCGACCGGUACUGUCCUAGCCGCCAGUCGGUAAAUCCCAUGGCAGCGGCGGCGGCGGAGGCGGAGCCCGCGGCCGAAGAGGCGACGCUCAGCAUCUACAAGGCGGCUCGGCGAAUCAAGCGGCGGGGGAGCACCCUGUACAACGCGCUGCGGAGCGUGGCGGAGGACGCGGCGUUCGUGGCCGAGAUCGCGGCGCUGUGGCCGGCGCUGCCGCUGGUCGCUAACCUCCGCUGUGGCCUCUGGUACACGCACCCCCGCUCCCUUGCCGCUACCUGCUACUUUAAGUCCACAGAUGGCCACGCCGGUAACUGGUCCUUCUCCACCGCCCGCCUCAAUCUCCACCUUGCUCUGCUCGCAGGGGAAAGAGGAGGGUGCAUAAUAGUUGAUUCAACAAGGAAAGGGAAAAGAUUUCCUGAUAGCAUGUCAAAGACCAUACCCAUUUGGUGCUCUGUCCUGAACCGAGCUAUUCAGAGGCAUCGGCUGCGGGCUAGCAACCAAGGUAGCAGAACGAAUUCUGAAAUGUCAGCGGCUGCACCAAACGGGCAUGGUGAAAAGAAUUCUGGUUCAUCAAACUGGGAUAGCUCGGUGCAUCUUCCUGUGUGGGUUUUAGAUACCGAGAAAAAUGCUAUAGAGGGGCGUAUUGAAGAAUGGACGGACAGAUUCGAAUCGUGUGGUGCAGACAUUCAUUCUCUUGCAUUAGGUUUGCACAAACCACUACGUCCGCUGUGGGUUUCACAAAAUACACGUAUAUGGUUAAAUGAAGUUCCAGAGCAUGAGUUAUGGGAAUUCACCCCCGUCAUAUUAGUUUCAGCAUCUGCAUCUUGUGCAGUAGCUACACAAAGGAUGUCUUCGGAGUUCAGUUGGCACUAUAUUCCUGGUGCAGGAGAUGAUGAAGAGAGCUGGGCACGUGGUCUAACUCCUGCGUUAUUCUGGAAGCAUUCAUACGAUCUACUUGAUGGUGGACCAGAUCUUUGUAAUCAGUUAGUUUCUGAUAUUGUUGAAAAGGAUAGGGUUUAUCGUUCACAGAGAGGUGAGCAUUCGCCCCAAAUUACUGUUAACCAUCUAAAGUGUUUGGGUGAUGAUGGUCCUUACUUUUACGACGAACAUACAAUCAUUACGAAGCCUAUGAACUUGGACCCUUCUACUAUCACUCCAAUAGAUACACCAUGUUCCAAUAAUAGUCAUCUAGUCUUCUGGAUUGGGACAUCAAACCUUGCAGUAUCAUCUACUAUCCAAGUUGCAGAUGACUUGGCUGAUGUUGACUGCAUACUGAACUGUGACAGCACAUCAAGAUUACCUUCGAGUUCAUCAGAAAAUUCUUACCUUGAGAUAGCUAUCGUGGGUUCCAAGAACGACCGGUUUUCUUUGUUGAAAAAUCUUCCAAAAGCAAUUAAUUUUGCACAGAGAAAUCUCAUAGCAAGAAGAAAAAUACUACUAUGCUGUCAAACUGGAGAAGAUAUAAGCAUUUGUGUCGCCUUGGCAAUAAUUACACGAUUAUUCAAUGACAGUGGAUGCUUUGACGAUGGCGAUUAUUUUGUGAAAAGAGACAUCACAAAGUUGGAGAUGCGGAAGAGGCUAGUAUUCAUUUGCAAAUAUGCUAUCAAUGCGCGCCCAUCUAGGGGAAACUUGAGACAGGUCUAUGGUUUCCUUUGCAAUGAAAAGGCACAGCUAUGUUGUUAGCUUUGUGGUCACAAUGUGGUAAAAAAAGAAGAAGCUUUGUGGUCAUAAGCUAUUGCUUUUACAUCCCCUAGCAAAAUGCAUUUGUGAGGUAUCUAUAUUCUGAUCAGCUGCCACGCAGAUAUCGAGCAUCAGUACGUUUGGUCUUCUCAGUUGAUUCUACUGUAUUCUCGUAUCAUCAGUGAUCUGCUAGCCUAUGUAGAAUUAAUGGUCCCAAGUUAGCUUUGGAAUUGCUCAAACGGUACGGAGAUGAUCACAUACUGACCUGCACAUAUCUUCAGGAAAAUGAAGACCAAUUUUGUAGUUUUGAUGGCAAAUACAAGCCGAAACUGCCUGUUUGUUGAACUGAUUUUUAUACUUGUCAGGAAUUUACAAAAAGCAUAUCUCUUUGAGAAUUCAAAUUGAUUGAAUAUUUCAGAUAUCGUGAUGAAAUAUGGGAGGACAAUUUUAUUUUA
Brachypodium distachyon (stiff brome) is the source of this 2145-nucleotide messenger RNA. RefSeq names its product tRNA A64-2'-O-ribosylphosphate transferase-like. Gene Ontology annotation, cellular component: cytoplasm. Gene Ontology annotation, biological process: charged-tRNA amino acid modification. The record is from RefSeq and is a predicted model, not a curated record. Gene Ontology annotation, molecular function: tRNA adenosine(64)-2'-O-ribosylphosphate transferase activity. NCBI's taxonomy places the organism in Eukaryota, Viridiplantae, Streptophyta, Magnoliopsida, Poales, Poaceae.